AUGAGAACUCAAAAUGAAUCAGAUCAAGAGAAGGGAAUAAACCAGGAAGAGCCUCGAGAGCAUGCCGGAUUCGAAAUGGCUGCCGAACCGAAUAAGACCUGUUGUUGCUGUUCACCUAGAUUUCACGUACUCGCACAAUGCAUUGUGAUCUUGAUUGUGUCGUUAAUCUAUUCUAUUAUUGGAUACAAAGACUUAUUAAUCUGUUCGGCUAUUGGCCUCUUCAUGACUAUAUUGGUUAUAGCGUUACCUAAAUUCUUCGCUAAUUUUUACAGUUUUGCAGUUCAGCUCUUGUUUUGGAUCGCAUUCUGUCUGUAUACACUAACAUACUUGAUUAUAUGUGUCGUUGCGAAAAUAAAAUUAGAUAAUGAAUCAGAAAAGAGAACGAAGGGAGACAAAGGAGGAGCGGAGGCUUCUGCAUUUAUUAUCAACGUCAUCUUCAUCCCUUUCAUCGCAAUUUUCUCGAUUAUUCUGCUCUUCUCCAUGCUGGCCACCUUCCUCAUCUUUCGGAUGACUCUCUUUGCAUAUAAAAAUCGUUGA
Messenger RNA from Caenorhabditis remanei, 537 nucleotides. RefSeq lists its product as uncharacterized. Lineage: Eukaryota; Metazoa; Nematoda; Chromadorea; Rhabditida; Rhabditidae. The transcript has 3 exons. Bases 1 to 537 code for a protein of 178 amino acids. The record is from RefSeq and is a predicted model, not a curated record.